AUGGCAUCGAAUGAAGUAUUGAGCAAGAAAAUUUUGGGAAGGAGGCAUUGAAAAACGUAUUUUUUCCGGGUUGAAAAAUAUGAAAAAUAGAGAUUUAUUUUGAAUAUUAAAGGACGAGUUGUCCAUGAAUCGGAUUUACUAGAAACCUUGAAAAAGUCACAAAAUGUGACGGUUUAUUCGAAUAACUCUUUUUUUCCCAUUAAAAAAUUGGCAAUCAUUUUUUUCAGCCUGACGGAAAUUGGACCGAUUCUCAUCAGGAAGAUGCAUUCAAAUUUAAAGUUUUGGCUAGUAUAGCAAACAUGACCGAAAAAUCUGGAUAUCUGAAUGUUUUGCAAAAUCCUUUUGCAAUUCGCAAUCAUCUUCAAAUAGUGAAAAUUAUGGAAAAUAAUGGCUGGUUAGUUUCAAGUUUUGAAAAAAAAUGUACAGGAAGAACUCAAAUCUACAAUUUUUCCUUGAAAAUUUCAAUUCUUCUUCUACAUAUAUCAAAUUUUCUCCAACACUGUUUCUAACUAUGAAAUUUCUAAAUCCAGUUCUUUUUCAGGUUCAUAUUAACUUGCUACGAAAAACAAAUAAUACUCGAACAUUUUGGAGAAGGAGGAAUUGAAAAACGUAUUUUUUUCGGGUUGAAAUAUAUGAAAAAUUGAUACUUAUUUUGAAUAUAGAAGGACGAGUUGUUCAUGAAUCGGAUUUACUAGAUUCUACUUUCUCGUCUUCUGGUAUCACACCAUCAAACAUUUCACUGCAUACUGUAAGUGUAAUACUCAAUUUUAUUGAACAAAAAUGUUUUUCAGAUAAAUAGUUCGUAUUUUUCGCAUGAAUCGAUCGAUUUUGAACUCGAAAAUCCGAUAAUCAACAUGCAGAUUUCUAUACAGGAAUUAGUUUUAUCCAAAACAACGAGAAAAUGCGAAAGUACAUUUUUUGAAGAUUUGAGUGAAAUAAUUGGAAGUUAUGGAGAAACGCUGAAAAAUGAAAAAGAAAGUGAGUUCAUAAAUAAUUCAACGGACCGAAUAGAGGGGAUUUUUUCUAAUUUACCAUUUUAAUAAAUAUUCCAAUAAAUUACAGUUUCAAUUGAUCACUGAAUUAAAAAAAACGAGUCCAUGCCGAAAAGCCGGGUUAUGAUUUCAAAAAUGUGAAGGAAUUAAAUUAUCCAAAUUAAUUGGCUCAAAAUUGCUCAAAGGCUUGACUCAUGCGGUAAUUUUCAUUAGCGAAUAUCUACGUGAUGGCGAAAAUUAUUUUUUUUUGGAGAACAAAAAUUUUACAAUAAAAGAUAUGGGAAAAAUUCGGACGCUGUUAUACUGUUCAGAACCAACGGCAAUGAAUGAAUUGGAAGAAUUCAAAUUCUUGAAACGUAUUUUUUCCCGAGAAAAUAAUUUUUUUCGGAAAUUUUCUAUUUUCAAAAAAUUGUUUCCCCCAAGCCCCAAGCUUCAUCCAAAGAGACAAUUUAUUACAGUUGCGGGCAAGUUUUUUUUCUGUGUAACUUUUGAAAAUCAUCCAUCUUUUGAGUGUUCUUUUAUCUAACAAGUUUUUCCAUUUUUUGCAGAUAUGAAUUGAAUGAAGUCGGCUACAAAUUGGUCAAAGCGCAUUUUCCGGACAGUUCGAUGUUUCCCGAUUUGCCCGACAAAAAACCCGAUUAUCAAGGAUAA
Molecule: messenger RNA, 1643 nt
Organism: Caenorhabditis angaria
Lineage: Eukaryota; Metazoa; Nematoda; Chromadorea; Rhabditida; Rhabditidae
Source: the annotation of a GenBank genome assembly